CCCCUGCGCGGAACGAUGCGGGGUCAGCAGGACGGAACUCCGAUGCCUGCGGAAGCGGAGCCGCGAAUUUGCAGGUCCUAGCCAGUAGGCAGCAGUGCAUCAUGGGAAGUCGAUGGAGAGGAUAUGACAUCUACAGAGAUGAUAACGGCCCAGUUGAGACAGUAAACAACCGCUCGUACCAGCUCCACCCCAACCCCUCCGCCCUCAUGUCGUCCACUACGGCAGACAUCCACCAGUCGGACCGUACCAACUCCAACGUUCCGCCCAACACGCUCAACCUGCAGUCGUCGCUGAACGACGCCAUGAACGCCGCUACGCGCACCAACACGACCACCACGGGCGGCGGGAAAAGCAGGAAGAAGUACGCCACCACCGACCUGUCUUCCAUGGGGAUCCCCACGGGGGUCCCCGAACCCACGCUAACCACUCAGACUAAUAACGUCACUGCUACGGACGAGCUUCAGCGCCCCCGCGCGGGCUCGCAGUCCAAACGGAAGGACGCCGAUUCCCCGAAAGCGCCGCCGGUAAACCAAAACGCGAACCAGCCCGCGGAGAAGUCCAGAGAAACGACCUCCAACUACUCGUCCAAACGGAAAGGCUUCCUGGAUUACUAUGCCGACCUUGAGAAGUCUGCGAACACGAAGGUCGCGGAGGCGUGGGAGAAGCAGCUUCCGGAGGAGAACACGAGAAUAGCGCGGAUCGAGGAGAAGCUGAAGCAGCCUCCGCCCGAGGGAGCCAGCCUCGCCGAGCCGCCCAAACCGGAGCUGGGGCCGGUCGCCAAGAUCGCACUGGAGAGGUGCGAACAGAACAGGAGGGCAAGGGUCAGCUCAGACAUACAGCACUAUAAAGCUCCAGUUACAGAGGACCUUUACGCCACGAGUGCAAAGACGAAGGUCGAGGCUGACAGGUUAGAGCGUCCCCGCGACCUUCCCGUUCCAAGGUCGGUGAGCGAUGAAGGUUACGACGGGAUGUUCAGCUCCCCGGAGGCAGACCACCAGCCGACACCCUCCGUCGACGAUGAUGAUGAUGAUGAUACUGAGGUGGAAGAUGAAGAUGAUGAUGAGGUUGAAGAUGAAGACAUCAUCGAAGAUGUGGAACUGGAAGGUUACGAAAGGCCCGAGUCUGCCCACGUUACCUCCCCCAUCACCGAGGCAGAAGACUCCGGCCUGGGAGAGAACCAGCCGUCGCCAAAACUGCCGCCGGGCUGGGAGAAGGUGACGGAGACGGAGGGCAUCUCGUUCUACUGGCACAUUCCGACGGGCACGACGCAGUGGGACCCCCCUCCCCCACCCUCCGAGGACGACCUCAAGCCAAGGGCAGACAGGAAGGACGACGAAGAACAGGUUGAGAAGGAGCCAGCUGCAGCCACACCUGAUCAGGACUCCAGCCUGCAGGAGUUCCAGAAGGCCACCCUCACACUCGCCAGCAAAACUCUUAGAAACGACAGUGUGAGAAAACCGCCAGAAGAGGAAGAGGAGACCAAGACUGGAGCGGAAAAGAAGUGCUAUGCUGUGCGGUCCCUUGGCUGGGUAGAGAUGGCAGAGGAGGACCUGGCUCCAGGCAGAAGUAGCAUGGCGGUGAACAACUGCAUCAGGCAGCUGUCCUACAGGAAAACUGACAUCAGGGACACCGCUGGCAUCUGGGGGGAGGGUAAGGACAUGUUCAUGGUGCUGGAAGGGGAGGACCUGAAACUGCUGGACCCGACCGACAGGAAGGUCCUCCAUGUCCAGCCCAUCCCCCAAAUAAGGGUCUGGGGCGUCGGCCGCGACAACGGCAGGGACUUUGCGUACGUAGCGCGAGACAAAGUGACCCACACGCACAAGUGCCAUGUGUUCCGCUGCGACACCCCCGCCAAAGCCAUCGCAAACGCUCUGCACGAAAUCUGCACAAGGGUGAUGACGGAGAAGAGAAGAAUGAAGGAAGUUGCCAUGGCACAACAGAGGCAGCAGGCCGACAGGAUAGACACCCCCAAGGAACCAGCUGUGCUAGAAGCAGGCAGUGAGAAAGUUGACUUCCCGACACCGAAGAAUGAGGCCAUUUCGUCUUUCCAGGUGCUUUAUGUGGGCAGCACACCUGUGGCCAAGCCUUCAGGUAUCAAGGUGCUGAACGAGGCGAUUGACUACGUGUCCAGGAAGAACGAGGAUGACUGGAUCCCGGCCACCGUGGACGUGGCUCCUUCUGCUGUCACCGUCAAGAGCAAGGAGACGAGAGAACAGCUGACGGAGUGCAGAGUUCGCUUCCUGUCCUUCCUGGGGAUCGGCAGGAACGCAAAUGGAAAGAUGUUUGGUUACAUCCAUGCCCUGAGCGCUACUAAGUUCGAGGCUCACGUGUUCCACUGUGAGCCGACGGCCGCCGCGCUGUCCAAGGCAGUGGAAGGAGCCUGCCAGCUGAGGUAUCAGAAAGUCAUCGACGCUCGGCCAGAGAUUCUGAAGUCCAGUAAGCCACAAGCUCCGGCAGAAAACAAGAGGUGGUCGUCGGUGAAGUCGGGUUUCCAGAACAUGCUGGGUCUGCGCAGGAACAGCAGGGUCAGACAGCAGCCUCCGGACGAGCCACCGACUCAACAAUAGUCUCCAACCCAGGCUCAGCACAGGCCUGGAGGACUGUAGUGUACAUAAUAGUCAAUCUAUCAUGCAAUGUUGAAUGUGGGAGCCUGAAAUGGGCUUCCUUCUGGCUGUAGAGUCUCCAAAGUUAUACACCAGAACAGGCCAACCUACACCAAAGUCUGCAGAAUUAUAAGUUCAGGUGGAGGUUUUCGAGAACUUACAUGUAGUUCUCACCAUAAAAUUAGCAUAGGGUAUAUUUUAAUACUUAGUCUAGUUCUUCUUGUUAACCUUUUUAUUAACCUACUUAUUAAUAACCAUUUUGUUGACAUGGAGUCUUUUACUGUAAGAUUUUUUUAAUGAGCUUAGAAGUUUAUACUUAAGGUAUUCUCUUAGCAUUCAAGAGUUAUUUUUCCUUAGUUUUCAUGAUAGAAACUCGAUCUUAGCACUGAAACAUUUAGUGGAUGUGGAAAAGCAAAAUCGCACUUCUUUCAGGUUGUCAUGGCAGCAGCAGGAAUUUGCUGUUUUGCUGAGUCGCUCUGGUUAAUGCAAAUGUACCUGAGGCCAGCCCAAUUUAUUUCCUUGGUUCUCAGACGUUUUCAGUAAAGAUUUUGCAAGAUGAAAACAGAAGGUUGAGAGGAAAACUUGAAUCUGACUACUGGAGUUCGCUCCAUGAAACUCUGUGUACCAAGGUAUCCAUAUAUUUAAAGUUAAAACUUUAGGUGCAACACAAAGUUCUCUGAACUAGAGCUUCGACCAGUCCCUCUGGUCUUCCUCAGUAGACUGACCCAGUGAGGCUUGUCACACGGCUUUUUUGAAGUGUGA
Molecule: messenger RNA, 3365 nt
Organism: Branchiostoma belcheri (Belcher's lancelet)
Lineage: Eukaryota; Metazoa; Chordata; Leptocardii; Amphioxiformes; Branchiostomatidae
Product: amyloid beta A4 precursor protein-binding family B member 2-like
Exons: 19
Coding region: 102-2567 (821 amino acids)
Biological process (GO): regulation of DNA-templated transcription
Cellular component (GO): nucleus; cytoplasm
Molecular function (GO): amyloid-beta binding; transcription factor binding
Source: RefSeq, a predicted model, not a curated record